This is a messenger RNA of Gambusia affinis (western mosquitofish), 3687 nucleotides long. RefSeq names its product glutamyl-tRNA(Gln) amidotransferase, subunit B (gene gatb). Gene Ontology annotation, biological process: mitochondrial translation; glutaminyl-tRNAGln biosynthesis via transamidation. Lineage: Eukaryota; Metazoa; Chordata; Actinopteri; Cyprinodontiformes; Poeciliidae. The coding region runs from base 129 to 1769 and encodes 546 amino acids. The transcript is spliced from 13 exons. Gene Ontology annotation, molecular function: glutaminyl-tRNA synthase (glutamine-hydrolyzing) activity. The record is from RefSeq and is a predicted model, not a curated record.
GGGCUUGUUUAAAGCUCUCCUUAGCUGCUGGGGCUUGUAGUAUUAAGCAGCAGCAUCGCUCUGUUUAACGAUGAAGGUCACUUUUAAAGUACUACAACUCCCAUGAGCAUCAGAGCGACUGGGCCAUCAUGGCCGCCUCCUGUAUAGCAGUCAGGGAGCUGCUUCAUAACAUCAAAUUAAUGCCUUAUUAUCAAAAAUCUUCCUGUUUGUUUAUCAGACGGAUCAGCACAUCUAAGCUUCAAUGCAGCAGUCAGCCUCUGGAGAAAAGCGCUCCGCAGCAGCUGGUUGGAGUGGUCGGUUUGGAAAUUCACGCCCAGAUUAGCUCAAACACCAAACUGUUCUCCGGCUCCUCGGUUCAGUUUUUAGCUCCUCCAAACUCCUCGGUUUCGUUCUUUGACGCAUCUUUGCCCGGAACUCUUCCUGUCCUCAAUAAGCGAUGCGUUGAAGCAGCAGUGAUGACCGGACUGGCUCUCAACUGCACCAUAAACAAGAAGUCAGUCUUCGACAGGAAACACUACUUCUAUGCCGACCUUCCUGCUGGGUACCAGAUCACACAGCAGCGCCGCCCGGUGGCGGUGGACGGAGUGCUCACCUACAGCUUCCUGGGAGGGAGGAAGAGGAACCAGGUGAUGAGGAAGAAUGUGCACAUCAAACAGAUUCAGCUGGAACAAGACAGCGGCAAGAGUCUGCACGAUGACGUCAACAGUCAGACGCUCGUCGACCUCAACAGAGCAGGUGUCGGUCUGAUGGAGCUGGUGAUGGAGCCCGACAUGAGCUGUGGAGAGGAGGCCGCUGCAGCUGUCAGAGAGCUGCAGCUCAUCCUGCAGGCGCUGGGUACCUGUCAGGGCAACAUGUCAGAGGGCCAGCUGAGGGUUGACGCCAACGUGUCGGUGCACCGGCCAGGCGAGCCGUUGGGCACCAGGACGGAGGUGAAGAACAUCAACAGCAUCAGAUACCUGGCCAGAGCGAUAGACUUCGAGAUCCAGAGACAGACGGCGGUGGUGCGGAGAGGAGGGGCGGUGCUAAACGAGACCCGGGCGUACGACUCCAAGUCAGGGGAAACUGUUGCUAUGCGGGACAAAGAAGGUCUUCAGGAUUACAGGUUCAUGCCGGAGCCCAACCUGCCCCCCCUGCUGGUGUUUGAGGAUGAGGCGUCGCUGCCUGCGGGCGUGGAGGCGGGGCAGGCGGUGCUGCUGCGGACCCUGAGGGCAAGGCUUCCUGAGCUGCCCAGCGUCAGGAGAGACAGGCUGGUGCAGACGUACGGCCUGCUGCCAGAGCACAGCUUCACUCUGGUGAAUGAGGAUGGCUUGAUGGAGUACUUUGAGGCGGUGAUGAAGAGGACCAGCAGGGAUCCCAGGAAGGUGAUUGGCUGGGUGACCAAUGAGCUGCUGGGGCUCCUGAAGCAGCAGGACCUGAGCGUGAGCCACAGUCUAGUCCUUCCUGCCGCCCUGGCUGAGCUGCUGGAGCUGCAGGAAGCAGGAUGCAUCUCCUCCUCUGCUGCCAAGCAGGUCUUCCAGGAGAUGUGGAGAUCACCAGGCAAGGCAGCUCUGCAGAUCAUCCAGGAGCGGGACUUGGGGCUCGUUAGCUACGCCGCCGACCUUCACCGAAUCUGCCAGAAGGUCGUAGACUCACAUCCAGACGAGGUUCGAGCCGUCAGGAGCGGAAACCAGAAAGUUCUGAAUAAGCUGAUGGGUCUGGUCCAGAAAGAGACCAAAGGCAGAGCCGACCCGGUUCUGGUCAGGGAAAUCCUCCAAGAGAAGACUUCAUGACAUCAUCGUUUUCAUCACUGACUCUGAGCCAAUCAGACGCUCUGAAUUCAGCUUGAGGUAGACAAUAAAACCCACUUCCUGCUGGGUAAAAUGCUAAAGCUUCAUUGUACAGUAACAGUAUUGUUUUUAUAAACAGGAUGUGAAUGUUAAUAAAUCAAUAACAUUUCUAUAUGUUAUAUUUCUAUCUGUGGUGUUUUUGAUUUAAGUAGAAAUAGUUUUUGUUCUCAUAAAGUUCAUUCGGAUCAGAAACUUUUAUCUCAACCUCUAGUUUACUGAGGCUGAAGAAGUUUCACCCCAUGCUGCUGCAGCAGCCUGAGCACUGAGCGCCCUCCUGUGGUUGAAGCAUGUCAUGACUUGUCAAACACUUGCACAAAUCUUGUUAAAUAUUCAUUUUCUCUGACAUGAAGCACUCAGUGGUUCUGCGCAGCUCCUCUGGUUGAUUUAUAUUUAAUGUAAACAGAGUCCAUCAGCCGCUGAGGGCAGCUGGAGUCCGUCGGCUGCUUCUCAGACUAGAUCACAGAAAUAAAAGGUGUGUCUUUCCUUCGCUGCAGAUGGCACAGGAUUUAGUUUUUAAAAAAAUACAUGCUGUGAAAAGUAUUUGCCCCCUUGACCAGACUUCUUCUGUUUUUGCUUUUCUGCCACAAUUAAAUGCUUUCAGUUCAUCAAGCAAAUUUUAACAUCAGGUUGUAUAAUAAUUCUCCAGUGUACACAAACAAAUUCAGUCAUCUUCAUUCUUUGAAAUGAAUAAUCUGACAGAAACGGUUCCUGGAUCUUAGACAUCCUGUGUGUGUGUAUAUAUAUAUAUAUAGAGAGAGAGAGAGACACACAUGGACUAAAACACACUUUAAAUUAAGACCAAGAAUGUAGCUAAUCACAUGAUAUAUUGAUGAGGUUUCAAUAAUUUAAACUUCAUGAGUCAAAUUAUGAAGGUUCUUCUCCACAUGGUUCUUCCCUAACCAAUAUUUCCCCAAAAUGAUCAACUUUUGGUUUAUUUUCAACUGUUUUGGAGCAGCUUGGUUUCUCGAGAUGUUACUGUUAACGACUAAAACCUAGAAAAAUAUCACCAAUAAGCAUUUAUCUUAAAACCCCCUUAGCACAACGCUCAGGAGGAGACGCUCAGAUAACACGGUCAGGCAGCAGGGAAUCCAUGGGGGUAUUCAGUCAGUCUGUCAGUUCACAAAACCACAAAAUAAAUUAAGAAAAAGAAAAGGAAAAAAAAAUUAUUGUAAGUAAACUUGCGACCGCUUGCGGUGUCCAAUGAGCCCCGUCUCUUAGGACGGCAGGAGAGUGAAAAACGAAGGACUGAUAUUUUAUCAAGACAUAUGUGGAACUUUGUUCUGAUGAAUUUUACUGUAUAUGGUCCGGUCUUCAGAUUCAUUUUGUUAUUCAAAACAAUUUUUAGUCUGAAGAAGCCAUGUUUCCACAGCAGGCUUCUGUCUUCAACUAGCAGGUUGUGAUCGUUUAUCUUUUCAGCUUUCUUCACUGCUUUGAAAAAGACAAAAAAUAUUUUAAGCUUAAAGUGUCAAAAUGGAGCCUUCCUUUUGACACAAGGCAGAGAGGAACUCCUUUCUCUACCAACAUUUAGCUUUAUGUUGUACGAAUCUAGAACUCAAUACAGGACAAGUGGAACCAAGGUUUAGUUUUAUACUUAUUAACAGAAUCAAACAUGGAGAACCAACAUCUAAUUUGAUCAGAACAAGAAUCCAGACAAACCCCAACAAUGUGUUUAUAUGUGUUCUUAUUAAACAUGGGGAACCAAUAUGUAGUUUUAUACUUUUGCUCUUUUGUCUUUGUCGUUUUAUUUGUAUUUCUUUCUAAUUCAUGUAAAGCACUUUGAACUGCUUUGUUGCUGAAAAUGUGCUACACAAAUAAGAUUACCAACAGGCAAGGUCUAUAAAAGACUUUUAUUUCAUUUUCA